CAAGAGAAACCUUCGCGUUGCCCGGGCGAAACCUGACCCGCCAGAUCUCAGGCGCUUUUACCUUCUCUAUCCAACGGGGUGGAAAUAAGGGAAGGGCCUGUCGGAGCGAGGCCGGGAGCCUUUCCCUCCAACUUCCCUUGCGAGACGUAGGGGAGGGAAGCGAGAAUCAGGUUAACUUAGUUAUCCUGCGUAGGCACCGGAGAGAGGCUCGCUUCGACAAUGCACUAUGUGGAGGCUGCUCGAGGGACGGUCUCUCUGCAGGUAUGGCACCUGAAUCUCUCUUUCUGCCUGAUUGCUGUUUUGUUUUCCGUACAGGCACCCCCGACCAUGGCUGAGGGAAGCGACCUCGCUUCGGUGGACUAUGAGGUGUUUGGGAAGGUGCAAAGGGUAUUUUUCCGCAAACAUACCCAGGCACAAGGAAAAAAGUUGGGUCUAGUUGGCUGGGUCCAAAAUACUAAUUAUGGCACUGUGCAAGGACAAAUCCAAGGACCUCUUGUCAAAGUCCGCCAACUUCAGGAAUGGCUUCAGAAAACUGGAAGUCCCAAAUCUCACAUCGACAGAGCGGAAUUCCACAAUGAAAAGAAAAUUGCUCAUUUGGAGCAUAGUGACUUUUGUAUAAUCAAAUAAGAGGCUUAGGAACUGGAUUUAUAAAGUCAACUAUGGACUUGUCUAGAAGAAAGUCAUUCGUUUCUUUUAAUUGAUUAAAUGCAUUAUUUCUGUUGUAAUUAUUUAUUAUAUGAAGCUUCUAUUAAAAGUUUUAAGACAAACAUUU
Messenger RNA from Thamnophis sirtalis, 772 nucleotides. RefSeq names its product acylphosphatase 1 (gene ACYP1). The record is from RefSeq and is a predicted model, not a curated record. Gene Ontology annotation, molecular function: acylphosphatase activity. NCBI's taxonomy places the organism in Eukaryota, Metazoa, Chordata, Lepidosauria, Squamata, Natricidae.